Molecule: messenger RNA, 564 nt
Organism: Rubroshorea leprosula
Lineage: Eukaryota; Viridiplantae; Streptophyta; Magnoliopsida; Malvales; Dipterocarpaceae
Source: the annotation of a GenBank genome assembly
AUCAUAUUUUGCCAAAGAGCCUUAAGCCUGAUUAUAGGGUUUUUCUUUGAAAAUCAUGGAUCAAAGAUUGUUCAAAUUGUUCGAGGCUAGCGCUGCAACAAUGGGAGAUGUUGCAAAAUUAAAGGCUUUGCAAGAUGAGGAUAAACUUAUUCUCAGGAGAGUGUCUUCGUCGUCCACAGCAGAAACACCACUUCAUGUUGCUUCACUUACCGGCCAUGUUGAUUUUGUGAGAGAGAUCAUGAAUCAGGUGCCUUCAUUCGCGCAAGAGCUUAACAAAGAUGGCUUUGCCCCAAUUUACCUGGCAACGGCUGCAGGGCACUUAGAAGUAGUGAGGAAGCUUUUGAACAAGGGGGAUUCCGACCUGUGUUUGUUGAAGGACAAAGUGUCCUCAUCAAAAAGCCAUGGAGCAAGUGACUCUUAACGGUGAAACUGUUUCACACUUGAUGGUGAAGAACAGUCAACAUUUGAAGCAUUCAAAGUCCUAUUUCAAGCAUCAAAAAAGCUAGAGGAUCAUGAAGGGCGAGUAAAUGCAAAAGAUAACGAAAAUAAAUAGUUCUUGAGAUU